AGUGUAUUUGUGUGGAUUAAUAGUAUAAACUACACCUUUUUAUAUUUUAGGCUACUGAGCUGUUUACAGAGAAAAGCUGAAACAUGGCAUCGAUAAAGGAUACCAAGUCAGCAGGAAAGACCUCUAGGUCCCGGUCCAAGUCUAAGUCCAGGAGCCGUAGUCGUAGUCGCAGCAGAAGCAGAUCAAGAGGACGAACUUCAUCAGUAACUCGCCAACGCAAACCCACCACCCCAAAACCCAAACAGGAAAAGAUGGAGUCAAACUCACCAGCCAGGACAAGAAACAGAACCCCUGAAAGGGCUGUAACUCCAACCAGAAAGUCUGCUCGUCUUCAGAACCUGACCCUUGCCCCAGAGGAGAGGAAGCCAUUGGAGUUUGAACCAUCAGCGGAGGAGGAGAAGCGUGUUAGCCGCACAAAGAAGACAGAGUUUGGAGGAGCCAUUGGAGCAUUUUUCAUGAUCUUAGGACUUCCAAUCACAGUUUACUUUUUCAACUUUGUUUGCAGCAAGAACAAUUGCAAGCCCCACCUACCCGUUGUGUCAUUGGACUGGAGGAAUUACUUUGACGGUCAGGCUGCUGCAAUAUACCUCGGGUGGAUGGCUUUCCAGGCUGUACUCUAUAUGGUACCUGUUGGGCCAGUGGUCAUGGGUCAGCCUCUUCGUUCUGGUCAGCGACUUAAGUACAGGUGUAAUG
Messenger RNA from Mizuhopecten yessoensis (Yesso scallop), 693 nucleotides. Its product is annotated as lamin-B receptor-like. The annotation marks the transcript as partial. The record is from RefSeq and is a predicted model, not a curated record. Lineage: Eukaryota; Metazoa; Mollusca; Bivalvia; Pectinida; Pectinidae. Gene Ontology annotation, cellular component: nuclear inner membrane; endoplasmic reticulum membrane. Gene Ontology annotation, biological process: sterol biosynthetic process. Gene Ontology annotation, molecular function: oxidoreductase activity, acting on the CH-CH group of donors, NAD or NADP as acceptor. The transcript is spliced from 4 exons.